AUGGCGGUAUCUCCAGCAUCCGUCAUUCAUGGACCUGCGUUCAUUGGAAUUUUCCUCAAUCUAAUUCUUUAUGGUGCCAUGAUCGUUCAGGUCUUCUACUACUACACUCGUUACCCUCAGAUUUAUGACGUGCUUGUCAAUAAUUGGGGCAACGAGGACGCACUCCUCGUUGCAAACUGGCUAUUCCUUACGGAUCCUGCGAUAACUGGCAUUAUCGCUGCUUUAGUGCAGUCUGCCAUUGCGGCCGGAAUACUGAAGGAGUGGACCCUCUUCCCAAAAGGCACUUUCAUUCUUGUGUUGUGGCUAGCGGGUGGGGCUGUCGCGGAUAUUGGUAUUACCAUUGUCAUAACAUGGCAUCUCCGUCGUCACUCGGCCAACUUCACGCAGCAAUCAGACCCACUCAAUCGUGUGGUCAGAAUGACCAUCUCAAACGGAUUGAUCACAACACUGGUCAACUUGGCUGACAUUAUUGCCUUCGAGGCUUCGCCCAGUGGACUUAGCUUUAUGUUCAACAUGCCGCUUGCGAAGCUGUACACAAAUUCGGCGUUGGCAACGUUGAACCAGAGGCAAACCACCGUUCAGGAGCCGAUCGCAUCCUUCAAGUCACCAGCCGCUAAGCUACUUGCUGGUAGUAAUCCUUCGGGCAGAAACGAGAGACAAGCUCCAGGGGUGUCCGUCACCGUGGAAAGGCACGAGAUGGUCGAUAUGCCAGAGACUGAUUUGAAGGGUAACUCCGAGUGGGAACUUGGACAUAACAAGAGGAAUGCCAGUAUUGUCUGA
This is a messenger RNA of Stereum hirsutum FP-91666 SS1, 780 nucleotides long. RefSeq lists its product as uncharacterized. NCBI's taxonomy places the organism in Eukaryota, Fungi, Basidiomycota, Agaricomycetes, Russulales, Stereaceae. The transcript has 17 exons. Bases 1 to 780 code for a protein of 259 amino acids. The record is from RefSeq and is a predicted model, not a curated record.